This is a messenger RNA of Lottia gigantea (owl limpet), 1446 nucleotides long. RefSeq lists its product as hypothetical. The coding region runs from base 1 to 1446 and encodes 481 amino acids. Gene Ontology annotation, molecular function: protein binding. The record is from RefSeq and is a predicted model, not a curated record. The transcript has 6 exons. NCBI's taxonomy places the organism in Eukaryota, Metazoa, Mollusca, Gastropoda, Lottiidae.
AUGGAUACUCUUCCAUUAAUUAUAUACAUAAGUAUAUUGAUCAAAACGGCAGAAUCCCUUGUUGGCUCAAAAUGCAAGUUACCGACAAAUUCAUGUAAUAUGGAGGGCAAGAGUGGUUUUACAUGCAAAUCUGGUGUCUGUGUUUGCGAUGCUGACUAUUAUUCUAUUGAAGAAAACUGUGAGCGCAAGGAUGACUUGAAGCCUAAAAACAUUAGUAUAUCAGAUAUAACAUCAUCUAGUUUUAAGUUAUCAUGGAUAGAAAAAAUAGUGAACAGUACAAUGAGAUAUCUGAUAUUAAGUAAUAAGAUAAACCGAACUAUAAACAAUGGUUCAAUAACCUCUAUUACAAUAAACGGUUUAACACCAAGUACUCAAUAUACAAAUAUAACAGUAGAGGCCGAGAUUCGGACUAGAUCUGGUACAUUAACUGUGUCUUCUGAAGGUGUCACAGUACUUACAGAAAAAGAGGUGUCUUCAGUCAUACCAAUAACAGUAGCUGUUGUUUUGAGUGUCCUUGGUAUAUUUACCUAUAUUUUAAAGUCUGUUUAUGAUCGUUUCUUUUCCAAAAGGCUUAAAAUCGUCUUCUGGAAUUUACUACUGCCUGAAACUAAAUAUAAAGGAAAAGAGGUGUCCUGGGAAGGGGGUUGUUGUCAUAACGCCAGAAGGAUUGUUCACCAUGAGGCCUCACGCGGGAUUACAUUAGAUCUGAAAUGGAGAAUAGAUGGGUUUGAAAAUCAAAAUAUCCCUGUAUAUAAUAUAGACAGUAAUAAAACUACCCCUGUAUAUAAUAUAGACAGUAAUAAAACUACCCCUGUAUAUAAUAUAGACAGUAAUAAAACUACCCCUGUAUAUAAUAUAGAAAGUAAUAAAACUAUCCCUGUAUAUAAUAUAGACAGUAAUAACACUACCCCUGUAUAUAAUAUAGACGGUAAUAAAACUAUCCCUGUAUAUAAUAUAGACAGUAAUAAAACUACCCCUGUAUAUAAUAUAGACAGUAAUAAAACUACCCCUGUAUAUAAUAUAGACAGUAAUAAAACUACCCCUGUAUAUAAUAUAGACAGUAAUAAAACUACCCCUGUAUAUAAUAUAGACAGUAAUAAAACUACCCCUGUAUAUAAUAUAGACAGUAAUAAAACUACCACUGUAUAUAAUAUAGACAGUAAUAAAACUACCCCUGUAUAUAAUAUAGACAGUAAUAAAACUACCCCUGUAUAUAAUAUAGGCAGUAAUAAAACUACCCCUGUAUAUAAUAUAGACAGUAAUAAAACUACCCCUGUAUGUAGACAUGAUAAAACUACCCCUAUAUAUAAUAUAGACAGUAAUAAAACUACCCCUGUAUAUAAUAUAGACGGUAAUAAAACUAUCAUCCCUGUAUAUAAUAUAGACAGUAAUAAAACUAUCAUCCCUGUAUAUAAUAUAGACAGUAAUAAAAGUGCCUCUGUAUAA